GUGACCUCUGCGUCACUCUCCGAUAUACCGUCGACUUCUGCGUUGCCAUCAUUUUCUCCCUGGAAAACCAUUCUCAUGGCCACCAAGUAUAUUCCCCCUGAGCCGACUAACUCCGGGCCGGAGCCAGCGCCGACGGGUCAGCAGCCAACGAACUACAAACAGGUGUUCGAGGGGAGAGUGGUGACAAAGUUCGUCGACCCAUGCGAGCAGGCAGCCAAGGAGUCCAUGGCAUGCCUCAACAGGCAUAGUUACGACCGCGAUCAGUGCUUGGAUUUCUUCCAGGCAUAUCGAGAUUGCAAGCAGGAAUGGCUAAAACAACGACGGGUGGAUCGUGCGAAUCGGCAGUGAUCACGAAUUCGCUGACCGUAUCAUGUAACGUGGUGCUGUCAAAUAGUGUAUCUAUACGAGUACAACGCC
Molecule: messenger RNA, 417 nt
Organism: Dacryopinax primogenitus
Lineage: Eukaryota; Fungi; Basidiomycota; Dacrymycetes; Dacrymycetales; Dacrymycetaceae
Product: cytochrome c oxidase-assembly factor COX23 mitochondrial
Exons: 5
Coding region: 76-348 (90 amino acids)
Source: RefSeq, a predicted model, not a curated record